Molecule: messenger RNA, 2100 nt
Organism: Eublepharis macularius
Lineage: Eukaryota; Metazoa; Chordata; Lepidosauria; Squamata; Eublepharidae
Product: kyphoscoliosis peptidase-like
Exons: 13
Coding region: 1-2025 (674 amino acids)
Source: RefSeq, a predicted model, not a curated record
AUGUUUCCAACAGCUCAAGCUGAAGAAGGAAAUGUACAAGCAACAGUCAGACAACCCCGGUCCACAGUAGCUCAAGCUGAAGAAGGAAAUGUACAAGCAACAGUCAGACAACCCCGGUCCACAGUUGUGACAAGUGAGACACGCUAUUACGGGCAUCAGUCUGCCACUGCCUCUGAGCUUGAGCGAGGAAAUUGCAUCACUUUAGAAAUACACCCUAGACAAACCACAUCCCAGAUAGGAAAAGAAUCAUCCUUCAACAAAGGAAUCCGGGUAUUUCACAACCUCAGAGGGCACGAUAAUGAAGGAUUUCAAGAUGAGGGGGACCAAGGACCAUCACUACCUCCAAGCCAAGAUUUGCAUGAUUAUGGGGAAGAAAGAUUGUCAUUGCCAAAUAAACAAGACUUGUAUGGUGGACAAGAAGACUUGUCUGCUUAUCCAUGGGAUAAAUCCAGUUUGAAAUCCAUGCCAUUAGACUUGCAGCAGUUUAAAAAAUUGGAUGCCUAUGCAUCAAAGGUGAGUGUCACAAGAAGUGUAGAAGACCUAGUGAGAGUACUGCUGCAAGAAACUUACAGUGACCUGGAGAAAAUCCGAGCCAUUUGGAUAUGGACUUGCCAUCAUAUAGAAUAUGACGUAAAAGGCUAUCAUGACAAAGCUAACAGAUCUUGUGAGCCAACUGAUGUCCUUCGGUCAGGAAAGAGUGUUUGUGCUGGAUAUGCUGGGCUCUUUGAACAAAUGUGCAGUAUUGCAGGGAUCCAGUGCAAGAAAUUGUCAGGCUACUCCAAAGGUUAUGCAUAUAAACCAGGACACGUCUUUGAGGGGGAGCCUGAUCAUGCCUGGAAUGCUGUUUUCCUCCAUGGAAGGUGGCACCUUUUGGACAGCACGUGGGGAAGCGGCAUUGUGGAUGACUCUUGUACCAAGUUCACUUUCAGAUAUGAUGAGUUUUACUUCCUUACCCAUCCUGCUCUCUUUAUUGCCGAUCACUUCCCAGAAGACCAUGAGUGGCAGCUUUUGAAACCCAGGCUGACUCUGCAGCAGUUUGAAUGCAGUAUACGGUGUAGGCCUGCAUUUUAUUCAGAAGGGCUGAUUGCAGCAACCCCAGCCACAACCGUCAUUCACACAGAAAAUGGCAAAGCAACCAUUUUUGUUGAGACUCACUCUCCAGCACUGUUCCUGUUUAAACUAAAUGAGGCAAAAGAGAAUUGUUUAUUGACACUGCAGAGGAAUGGGAUGAAGCUGGAAGUGUAUCCCCACCAGACAGGAACCCAUUGUUUGCAGAUCUAUGCAAAACACUUCCAUGACAAGAAAGAAAACUACAGUCUCGUGUUAGAAUACUCACUGAAGUGCAGCGCUGUGGACAAGAGCAUCUCUUUGCCCCGGGACCUCAUCCAACCAGUGGGACCCAGUUGGCUCACGGAGCAGGCAGGGAUCCUGAAGGCCUUGCCUCCUGCUCCAGUUAUCCACACAGAAGAUGGGCGCUGUGUUGUCACUUUCAUUCGGACUAAAGAUCUGGAUUUCUUUGCCACACUCAAGUCCGAUAACAGCAGGUUGCCAGAGAACACAAUGAGGCGUCACAUCUGGAAAACCUGUCGAGGGAACCAGGCCGAGUUAAAGAUUCACCUUCCCCAUGCGGGGCACUUUGCUCUUCUCAUCUGGGCCAAGAAGGCAUCUGAUCCAGGUCACCACCAGUGUGCCCUCAGCUACCUCAUCUCCUGCCCAAACAAGAGUGUGAUGUGGCCGGUUUUCCCACAGAGCUAUACAAACUGGGAGGACGAUUAUGAGUUAUUGGCACCUCUUGCGGGUAACCUGCCAGCCAACUGCCAGGUGCAGUUUAAACUCAAGCUGCCAGGCGUAUUCAAAGCAAGCGUUGAAUGUGGUGGAAAGACUCUCUCCCUGACUCUGAGUGAAACUGGUUUCUGGGAGGGAGCCUGUAACACCUCAGGUGGGACAACGGUGACUGUCAGGAUCUCCAAGGAUGCCAACAAUUCUUUCUGGUCUUUGCUAGAGUAUGAAGUAGAGACUCAUUAGAUCAUUAGUGGGACAGGCUCUUCAAUCAGGAAUUUUCAACAUGUGGUUAAUGGAUUGCCCUAAUGUAAAGUGCAA